Molecule: messenger RNA, 936 nt
Organism: Pyricularia pennisetigena
Lineage: Eukaryota; Fungi; Ascomycota; Sordariomycetes; Magnaporthales; Pyriculariaceae
Exons: 2
Molecular function (GO): oxidoreductase activity
Source: RefSeq, a predicted model, not a curated record
GACACCCCCCCAGCAGCCAUGUCUUCAUCAUCCAACAAAACGCUCUCCGCCAUCCCCAGCACCCAAUUCACCACCCCGUCCCGCCCGCUCACCUUUCUCGUCACAGGCUGCUCAUCCGGCCUCGGCCUGGCCCUGUGCCGCGCCAUUCAGUCCGCAGGCCACAUCCUCAUCGCGACGAGCCGCAACCCAUCCCGGACCCCGUCUCUCGUCUCCGAGAUCGAGGGCGCCGGCGGCCGCUGGCUACCUCUGGACGUCGACAGCCCCGACGCCGGAAAGACGCUGAUCGACGAGCUCGAGGAGAGCGGCACCGCGGUCGACGUCCUGAUCAACAACGCCGGCUGGUCGAUCCACCACGCCGUGGAGCAGUUUGACGAGGCCGAGGUGCGCGACCAGUUCGAGACGGUGUUUUUCGGACCCUACAGGGUCAUCAGGGCGGCGGCGCCCCGCAUGCGCACGAGGCGCUUCGGAGUCGUGGUCAACAUCAGUUCGGGGGCGGGGUUGGAGGGCCGAGAGACCAUGGGAGUCUACGCGGGCGCAAAGGCGGCCAUGGAUGGCGUAUGCAAGGUCCUCGCCAAGGAAGUGGCCGAGUUCAACGUGCGCGUCAUCACCGCCUACCUGGGCACCUUUGGCACCAACAUGAUCAACGCGGUCCGCAUCGGAGCCGCUCCGCUGGCCGACGACUACCAGGGCACCACGGUGCACGACAUGAUCAACGUGGUGUCCACGGGCGCCUUGAGGCCGGCGGGGGACGCUGACAAGGCCGCCAAGGUCAUCGUCGACGUCGUUCUCGGCGUGGGCGCGGGUGAGGGACGACAAGGCGAGACGGCGCUGCCGCUUGGGCCGGAUGUGCUGCCCAGGUUGGAGCUGGUCAGGGAUCGAAUGGUGCAUGCGCUUGAGGUUUUUGGCGCUGCGGCCGAGUCGACGAGAGCAGAUUAG